This is a messenger RNA of Phoenix dactylifera (date palm), 3303 nucleotides long. RefSeq names its product Phototropic-responsive NPH3 family protein. The record is from RefSeq and is a predicted model, not a curated record. Lineage: Eukaryota; Viridiplantae; Streptophyta; Magnoliopsida; Arecales; Arecaceae.
UUGCCAAAGACUAGGGCAACAACGAAGUCCUACCUACUAGGUUUUGCAGCCAUCUUAUUAGGUCACCCAUUUAAAAUGGUAGAUCACAAACUCCAGUCCACCCCCCCUUCCCCCUCUCAUGGUAGGUGGUUACUUUCAUCUCAAAUGAAGGGUGUCUAUCUAUAUGAGGCUAUCUUGGGAUUGAAGAAAAUCUCUCCUUUGGCAGCACUCCUUACACCCGACCUUACUUACUACCCAUGCUUGAGGUCGGCUGUGCAUGUAUGACUGGAAAAGUUCCCCACCUUUACUCUCUCUCCCUCCCCCUAUAUCUUAUCUUAUAUUAACAGCUCGUCCCAAUAUCUAAACUGAGGGGCCUGAUGCAACGCAAAGUUUGGGACUGAAGGAUUCUUGAUGAGCAUCUCUACUCGACACCCCUCUUAGCAUCUGUUCUUUAGGUUUAACGGUGACUUGAAGGAAGGUAAGAUCUGUUGUUGAUGGUAAGAAAGCUUAUGUCAUUCUUAGAAGGAAAGAUAAGCCAUAAAGAUGAAGUACAUGAAACUUGGAACAAAGCCAGACACCUUCUAUACAGAAGAAGCUGUGAGAUCAGUGUUGUCAGAUGUACCAGCUGACCUUAUCAUACGCACUAAUAGCACGAAAUUCCUAUUGCAUAAGUUUCCGCUUCUCCUGAAGUGUGGCCUCCUCCAACGCUUUUGCUCGAACAUCGACAGCAACUCCGACCAACCGAUUUCCAUAGCUCUUCAUGAUAUCCCAGGAGGGGAAGAAGCCUUCGAGCUGUGUGCAAAGUUCUGCUAUGGAAUCACCAUCAGUCUCAGCGCCCACAACUUCGUGCAGGCAAUCUCCGCAGCCAGGUUCCUACAGAUGACCGAGUCAGUCGCCAAGGGCAAUUUCAUCAUGAAGCUUGAGUCCUUCUUCGAGUCCUUCAUCCUCCAUGGCUGGAAGGAUCCAAUUGUAACACUCCAGUCUGCAGGGAAGCUCUCAGGUUGGUUGGACAAUCCUAAGAUUGUGCAACCAUGCAUGGAUGCCAUUGUGGAAAAAAUCCUCACGCACCCAUCAAAGGUUACAUGGUCCUACACAUACACGAGGCCAGGCUACAGCAAGAAGGAUCGCCGGUCUGUCCCCAAGGACUGGUGGACCGAGGAUGUUUCCGAGCUCGACCUCGACCUCUUCCGAUCAGUAAUCUCUACUGUCCGGGCAACAAGGAAGCUACCUGCAGCACUCAUGGGGGAAGCUCUCCAUGUCUACGCAUGCAAGCACCUCCCGGACCCCAUGGAGGCCCAAGGCCAAGCUCAAAGCUCCACUGCCCGAACCGAAGAGACCUUAGCCAAGCACAAGCGUGUGCUCGAGUCCAUCGUCAGCAUGAUUCCCAGCGAAGCAGGCUCGGUCUCUGGCAGGUUCUUGUUAAGGCUGCUCAAGGUGGCGAUCUACAUUGGAGCCUCGCCAUCCACCAAAGCCGAGCUAGUGAGGCGGUCGGGCCGGCAAUUGGAUGAAGCAACCACAAGCGACCUCCUCAUUCCACUGCCUUCGAAUCCACAGGAGUAUGAUAUCGGUGCAGUGGAUGCAGUACUGGAGAAUUUCCUGCUGCAGUUUCGCCGACCGAUACCUCCAGAAGAGAGUGAGAGGAUGCUUGGAUCCAUGGCGAGGGUGGGAAAGAUCUUCGACUCCUACUUGCAGGUCAUCGCACAAAACACCGACCUCCCAGUGUCCAAAUUCGCCGAUCUUGCGGAGUCCUUGCCGGACAUGGCGCGCCAAGAGCACGACGGGCUCUACCAAGCCAUCGACACUUACCUGAAGGAGCACCCAGACUUGAGCAAAACGGAGAGGAAGCGGCUCUGCCAACUGAUUGACUGCCAAAAGCUGUCCCCCGAAGCACGCGCGCAUGCAAUAGCGAACGACCGCCUGCCCCUGCGCACGAUCGUGCAGCUCCUGUUUGCAGAACAAGAGAGGGCUCCGCCCGUUCGACCUUCAACUGAGAUUUCAGAGGCGAGGGUAGCUCCGGAUGACAGAAGAAGGCCGAGACAGGGGUCAGAUGGAAUGCUUGGGCACACAGGAGAGCAGGUGCAAGGUGGAAGGGCCAAGAGCCUGGAGAUGCGGAGGAUGGGGAGAUCGCCAUCGGAGUCCAGAAUGGCCAAGAAGAAGGAGUUGGCGGUGGAGAGAGCGGAAGGAUCAGGGAACAAGAUCAGAAUCCACCAAUAAAAAAAAAAAAAAAAAAAGCUGCAGCGGUCAUGAUACAUCCUCACUCGACCCCAACAAAAAAAGAAAAAGGUGAAAAAGAGAAACAAGGGAGGGAGAUCUCAGUGGGAACUUGCAAAGAUACUCAUGAUUUUUUUCUAUAUAUAUAUAUAUCCAGAGACGAGGAGAGUUUGUGUGGGACGUAAAUUUUGUAAUUAUUUGAGUGAGCAACGGAUGAUUGAUCAAAUAAGUUAGGAAUGCCAUUGCACAAUUCAGAGGGGAAAUUUGUUUGGACUUCUGCUUUCUGCUGUUUGAUCAGAGCCCUAUAUUUUUUGUUUUAUUUUAUUUUCUGGUAAGCAUGUAUAUCUCUUCUCGUCCAAACUGGAGUGUUGCUAUGUCUAUCUCCCAUCCUGGUCAGUUUCCAUCCAGAUUCAGUUUGGAUCCGUAUUUCUUUUUUCUCAAUAAUUAAAAUCUCUGUUUUUUAAUACUCAAGGGUAUGAUGGUCGGUCCUACGUUCCACGCGGAGUUUUCACGCUCAAUACUUGAGAGAGAUCCUUUAGACAUGUUAUGUAGCUCCUCCAUCUCUAUGUCAUCUCUUUUCUCUCGACUCUAUGGACUGUACUCAUGCUAGAUCUGUGUGAGCAGCUUUUAUACCAAAAAAAAAAAAAGAAGCAGAGUUUUCACCGUACAUCAGCAAGAGAUAUUCAUAUAUAUUGCAUAUAUACAGUAUAUGUAAAUGUAUUCAGAUUGGAAUAUAAAUAUACUUAAGCCUGUUAGCAAUAGUAAAUCGAAUCUUAUAUAUAGAAUCCGACUCUGAUAUGAUAAAGUUAUUGAAAAUUUAAAUUAAACUCAUACGGAUCAUUAAAUAAUAAUCAGGUUGGAUUUCCUGGUGCCAUUUUAUACAAGCACGUUCCGGCAAAUCAUAUUGAAAUAGAGAUAAGGUUUCCAGGCUACCUAACCUACUCAUACUUUUGUGCCAGAAAAGUAUUUAUCAUUACCAGUUAAUUGUUAUUAAAAAAAUAAUAAUAGUUUGGUAUUAUAAAGAGAAGGAAAUUAUGGCCUGCAAAGGCUGCAUGGUAGGAAGCUGGAAACCUUAGAUCACAGCAAUCAGGAAACAUGGUCAAAAACAUAGUC